Molecule: messenger RNA, 1410 nt
Organism: Paramecium octaurelia
Lineage: Eukaryota; Ciliophora; Oligohymenophorea; Peniculida; Parameciidae
Source: the annotation of a GenBank genome assembly
AUGCAAUUACGGAAAGUUCGUUCACAGGAAAAUUCAUACACGAAUUUAGAUUAGCAAAGGAAAAUAGACUCUGCUCAAUUCAAAACAUAGCCAUGUACUCAAUAACAUCCCAGCACUCAUAAAAAGUUUUGCCCAUAUUACCAUGAUGAAUCUGAUCGAAGACGCGAUCCUCAUCAAUUCAAAUAUAAGUGAGAAUACUGUUAAUGAUCCUAAGGUGUCAAAUUUGUCCUUAGUUUGAGCAAUGUCCUCAUGGAGAUUUGUGUGCAUUCUCACACAACAAAGUAGAAUAAGUGUACCACCCAAAUAGAUAUAAGAGCAAAUAUUGUGUAUAGAAUAAGGAUUGCGAAUAUGGAAUCUAUUGCUCAUUUGCCCACAAUGAACACGAAUUGCGAGUCCCCCUUAAAUUAGAGUAAUUGGUACCAGACAAGAAAUUUUGGAUGUUUCACUAUAAAACAAUAUGGUGUCCAUACAUCGUUGGGUAUCCCAUUAUUAUAAACUCAAAGUCACGAUCGAGCCACUUGUGUUUAUGCUCAUAAUGCACAAGAUUUCAGGAGAGAUCCCCAUCAGCUUCAACCUAAGGAAUGCGUUUAUUGGAAUAAAACAGAGUAGAUCCAAAGAUAUGAUCAAGGAGGCUGUCCUGAUCAAGAGAACUGUCCAAAUUGUCAUGGAUGGAAAGAAUAUGAAUAUCAUCCCUUGAUUUACAAAACAAAACCAUGUGCUCAACCAAAUUGCAUUAAAAAGGAGUGUCCCUUCUUUCAUAAUGAUCAAGAACGUAGGUACGAUCUCAUUCUUAUACCUAAGAAUACCCAAGUAAUAGAAUGAAAAGCAGUGGAUUAUUUAGGAACCAAAUACUCAGAAUUUAUUGAGGGUUCCUUAUAAGUCCAAUUCAAAUUAUUAAGGACCUAUAAUUCCCAGUUAUAUUCCACAAGAUUUGAAUAGAGAGAAAAUGGAAGUUGGGUAGCCACUUGAAUUGUUUAGCUCUAUGACCACUUCAUCAAAUCCACUAUCGAGAAGAGGGUCCGAUUUCUCAGACAGAUAAAAAAAAAAAUGGAAUACAUAACGUAAACAUCAUCGCACUGCUCCUACGACACCAGAUCAAAAGCAAUAGUAAUAAACAAAGAUUCCAUUAAUCAAAUAUUCUCGUCGAUUGUAGGAUGAAUUAUGGAAAUUAUCUGGGGUAAAGCGAUUUCAGUAAUAUCCUAGUCGGAUUUCAUUUUACACACUCUAGAAGGGAUGAAAAUAACUGAAACCAGUUUGAUGCAUAUGAACGAGCUUAAUUUACUAUCUUUGAAUAUUAGUGAUUAAUAAAAGCAAUAUUUGAUAUCAGCCUUAUUCAAUAUUAAGUAAGAAAAGAACUACGAUGAAAAACAUGACGAUGAAUUAUUAAAAGAAAGUGCUGGGCAAUUUUGA